Molecule: messenger RNA, 1533 nt
Organism: Dibothriocephalus latus
Lineage: Eukaryota; Metazoa; Platyhelminthes; Cestoda; Diphyllobothriidea; Diphyllobothriidae
Source: the annotation of a GenBank genome assembly
AUGGCGGAUGCUCGGAUGCAGACUGUGGUCCCCAACACCGAGACUGAGCUCUACUCCCUCGAACUGGAAGUUAUAUUUAAACGCAUGAGUAGUAGAACGACGAGCCUUCGAACUAUCGAUCGCAGUAUUCACAUGGAUAAGGAGGCACGAAGGCAGUUGCGAAAAGUUCUCGGCGGCUCGGAAGAGAGGACAAAACAGUUUCUGGCCGAGACCACAUCACCGGCCGGUUUCUUACUCUACCUCACCGAGAUUCUGGGGGAUCGGGGCAAGGCGCUGGCCCUGCUAGAGGAAGCCGCUGAGGGUUCCGUAACCGCCUACGACGAACUGCUACGCCUCCUGCCAGACACAGAGAAGCUGACAAAAAUUCUUUCCAGCUUCGAGGCAGCCAGCAAAGAGGCCAUCCUGAUAUUGGCACCGAAUGUUCUGCUGCUGCCUCAUGUGACACACCUCUUGCACGCUAUUCGGUUAUAUAACCUGGGUCGAGAUGACGUAGCGAGUCUGCUAGCCGGUAAAUGGACCCCAAUCGGCCAACCGGAUUCAAAGGAGUUCCGCUACACCGAGACCCUGCACUUGGGCCUGCAGGAGAUGACGGACUUUCUGACGGCUUUUAUGGCCAACGAUGUGGAUAAACUGCACGCGAUGGCCGCUGUCUUGCCGGCCAACUUGAAGCGGGUGAUGAAGGAGAACGAUAUUGCCGAAAGGUUUGGAAAACCAGAUCUUCUGCCGAACCUCAAUAAGAAGGUACAAAUAGUGGAUUUGUUGGAGAACCCAGUAGAAGCCGUGGCACUCUCCUGUUCCUUCAACCGGGAGAAUCUCUUCAAUGACUUUAAGGCGCCGAACUUGCCCACGCCCCUGGUUAACUACAUAGACGGGUUGCUAGCCAAUUGGAAAUGGCGCUGCGCCUGGGAGGCGCUCAAUGUCAUAAACAAGCGCGACCCUCCUGUUGACAUGAAACCAAUUGAGAGUCUCAUUAACCAUGCCGGGAAGCUAAUCAAUCUCAUGGAAGGCAACAUCCGCAGUACGGCUUCAAACCAGCUGGAACCCGAUGAGAUCACACAGAUUGUUCGUCAGGCCAUUUACGGUCAUCCGAACUACGUGCUGAAGUUGGAUGAACUUGUUGGAGCCAAGAAACGCGCCUUUUUUCUGCAUGGCAUCCACAAGACGCUGGGUCGCGUGCUGAUGAAACUGGUCCAUGUUAUCCUCUCCGGCGUCGACAUGAAGUCUAUUCAGGAGUUUUUGGCAGCUCUGGCCGACAUAGUUGUCAGUCCUAUAAUGAUGGCCUUUCUAAGCACUUGGCAGAACUUGGUUCGAAUGGUGGGCGGGACGUAUGGCUGCCAAAUCGAGAUGAGGCAGACCGAACGCGAGCGGGAGUUUGAGAUGGCACAGGAGCUAAUUAAUUUGCUCACUGAAGUUAAGUCUCGCCUGAGUUUGGUGCAACUGACGGCCCCCAAGUCGUCAUCCAUAAUCACGAAGCAGUGGGGUCAACAGGCAAUUCCUUUGAGGAAUGAGGACUCUGUGGCUGCAGGCGAGUGA